Kluyveromyces lactis is the source of this 642-nucleotide messenger RNA. It is a transcript of the gene ERP5, whose product is annotated as Erp5p. Gene Ontology annotation, cellular component: Golgi apparatus; endoplasmic reticulum-Golgi intermediate compartment; endoplasmic reticulum. Gene Ontology annotation, biological process: intracellular protein transport; endoplasmic reticulum to Golgi vesicle-mediated transport; Golgi organization. The record is from RefSeq and is a predicted model, not a curated record. NCBI's taxonomy places the organism in Eukaryota, Fungi, Ascomycota, Saccharomycetes, Saccharomycetales, Saccharomycetaceae. Bases 1 to 642 code for a protein of 213 amino acids. The transcript has a single exon.
AUGAGAAGCACUGAUAUAUUCAAUGUGCUGUUGAUGCUCCUGAGUUGCAGACUAGCUCAAUGCAUGCAUAUCUAUCUUAAGAGCGGAGAAAUAAAAUGUUACUAUGAGCACUUGGACAAAGGAGAAUUGCUAGCAGCAAACUUCGAUACAGUUGUGGAACAAGACGAUGGAACAUUCCAGAAGGAUGAUUUGGUAACGUUAUCAAUAACAAUUGAUGAAACAUUUGAUAACAACCAUCGUGUCUUGGCUCAGAAAGCGGUGCCACAAGGACCUUUUUCAUUCAGUGCAGUAGAAAAAGGAGAGCAUAAAAUUUGUUUAGAACCAUACUACCCUGAUAGUACCAGACGUAUCAAGCUAUACCAUGCGAUAGAUAUCGGUAGUGCAAUUUCAUUGCAAAGUAGGAGAAACUCUGCAAUGGUGUCUCUUAAAGACAGAAUAUAUCAAUUGAAUGAAAGGCUAUUGAGUAUAAAGAACGAACAAGAUGACAUCAAAAAGAAAGAAGCUGUGUUUCGUGAAAUGACUGAGGUGACUAAUGAAAGUGUAACAUAUUGGUCAAUUCUGUUAACUGUUGUGCUCGUUGUUACCUGUUUCUUUCAACUUCGCUACUUAAAAACUUUAUUUAUUAAGCAGAAACAGACGUAA